AUGGCAGACUCCUCGAAGCUUUCAACAACAGGCAGAAAAAGACGUUCGUCAAGAAUUUCUUAUCGAAACGAUACAUACAAACGYCACUUUGAUGAAAAAGACUAUAGUCCCUACUUAAAAUCAUGUCAGACAACAACUGGCACCACUGAAUUACCUAUACUAUCAAGGAAAGUCAAAACGUCGGAUGACCAACAUUCAUCAGAAAMUGAAUCUGAAAUUACCUUUGUUCAAACAAUAAAACAAUCACACAGAAAUCAUCUUGGUAGAGAAUUUUAUAACCACUACGCGGCGGAACUUGCUAAAUGUUUACUUGGAAAACAUUUAUAUCGUACUUUAGAAGAUGGCGAAAUCUUGAGUGGUCGUAUUGUUGAAACAGAGGGGUACCUUGGAGUGACCGAUAGGGCAUGCCAUUCUUUUGGUGGUAAACAAACAUCUCGUACUGAAGCUAUGUACAUGGAUCCUGGAACAGCAUAUAUUUACUUCAUUUAUGGCAUGCACUUCUGUCUAAAUAUCUCAAGUAAAGAUAUUGGUGGAGCAGUUCUUAUCAGGGCGCUGGAGCCAAUCCAGGGUAUUGAAAGGAUGUCAAAGUUACGUGGACAGAAAAAGAAUACAUCUGCUAAAGCAYUCAAAACCAAGGAUCUUUGUAAUGGUCCUUCAAAACUCUGUCAGGCAAUGGGCAUAACAAAGGAUGCCUUGAACAAAGAGGACAUGGUUUCRUCAAAGAUUCUUUGGAUUGAAGAUGACCCAGAUGAAGAAAACAAUYCCAGCAUUGUUACAUCUACUAGGAUUGGUGUCAAUUCUUAUGGAACAGAAGCAGCAGAAAUGCCUUUAAGAUUUUAUAUACAUGGUAAUAMAUGUGUCAGUGUAAGAGAUAAACCAGCUGAAAUCCUAAUGGGRCAAACAUCAAACAAACAGUGUAGUAGUAGUUCCAUAUAGUGUUGUUUUUUCUCAGGGGUCAUACCAUUUUGAAUGUCUCAAAUUCCAUGACUUUCCAUAGAAAGCCUUUAAAUACUAGCAUGACUUUAUGCAUGUUAUCUUCAACUAGUUGCAAUUUGGCAACUUCAAUGAAUAAGUUGCCGGUCCCCAGUCCUUCCUAUGAAAUAUCUAUAUUUCUCUCUUUCUUGAGUGCAAGGUUUCUCUAUAUAU
Messenger RNA from Exaiptasia diaphana, 1146 nucleotides. Its product is annotated as putative 3-methyladenine DNA glycosylase. Bases 1 to 936 code for a protein of 311 amino acids. Gene Ontology annotation, molecular function: alkylbase DNA N-glycosylase activity; DNA binding. The record is from RefSeq and is a predicted model, not a curated record. NCBI's taxonomy places the organism in Eukaryota, Metazoa, Cnidaria, Anthozoa, Actiniaria, Aiptasiidae. The transcript has 2 exons. Gene Ontology annotation, biological process: base-excision repair.